UGUUUUUGGUUGGGGUCUGCUUGUGCUGUUGUCAGGGUGCAUCUCUCCUAACUUUCACUGAGGCAAAUAAUAGUUUACUGCGAGAACCACGGAAUGACUUCCAGCAGCUGGAUAAGUCUCAGGCCAAAGAAGAACUUCAGAAGGAUGAAGUGCUAUUAGCAGAAAAGCAGGAAAAAUGGCAGACUGGACAAGCAAAUGAGGAAGAGCAGAGAGAAGGUAAGGAAGAGAGCCAAAACAAGAAAGAACAUGACAAAGCAAAAGAAGGACAGAUGCAGAAACGUAAUGAGGUAAAACCAAAACAACAGAAUAAAGAGCAGAAUGAUGACGACGAGCAAGGUGAUGAAGAGCAGCAAGGAGAUGAACAGCAAAAUGAUGAAGAGCAGCAAGGAGAUGAACAGCAAAAUGAUGAAGAGCAGCAAGGAGAUGAUGAGCAGAAUGAUGAAGAGCAGGGUGAUGAAGAGCAGAAUGAUGAAGAGCAGCAAGGUGAUGAAGAGCAGAAUGAUGACGAGCAGCAAGGUGAUGAAGAGCAGUAUGAUGACGAGCAGGGUGAUGAAGAGCAGAAUGAUGACGAGCAGGGUGAUGAAGAGAAUGAUGAAGAGCAGCAAGGUGAUGAAGAGCAGAAUGAUGACGAGCAGCAAGGUGAUGAAGAGCAGUAUGAUGACGAGCAGGGUGAUGAAGAGCAGAAUGAUGACGAGCAGGGUGACGAAGAGCAGAAUGAUGAAGAGCAGCAAGGUGAUGAAGAGCAGAAUGAUGACGAGCAGCAAGGUGAUGAAGAGCAGUAUGAUGACGAGCAGGGUGAUGAAGAGCAGAAUGAUGACAAGCAGGGUGAUGAAGAGCAGAAUGAUGAAGAGCAGCAAGGUGAUGAAGAGCAGGGUGAUGAAGAGCAGAAUCAUGAACAGGAAAAAGAGGAAUGGCAGGUAGACAUGGAGUACGAAGAUGGAGAAAAGUCUGAACCAAGAGGCACUGAAACCGACCUUGAUGCACCAAAAAAGGAUGCAGAGGAUGUCACUGAGAGAGACAAUCGAGUAAAAUUUAAACCAGACCGGACUGGACAUCGGAAAGUGGCAUUCAACCCUUCGAUAAAACAUGGCAAAGUCAAAGAAAACAAGGCAACGGAGGAGGUGCCUGGAUAUGAUGACACCGACACUAAGCUUGGUACAACACACCAGGGCAAAGAUGUUUAUGGCAUGGACAGUAAUAAAAUUGCUUUUGAUUAUGAAGAAGAAGAAAAUGGAGAUUUCUUACUUAAGAUUGAUAGGCAUGAUGACGAGAAAGUGCUGUUGAAAGUUGUGGAGGAGAGCAGUCACUUUUUUACCUACCUCGUCUGCACGGUACUGCUGGUUGCCAUCCUUUACAUUGCAUAUCACAACAAGCGUAAGAUCAUUGCAUCCAUCUUUGGAUCAAGGACAUCAAGGACCUCGCGGAGACAGUAUUUGGCAGACUAUCAGAGACUCGAUCAGCGCUGAUGAAGACCAACAAAAGAAGGAUUAGAAAGAAUAGAUGUAAAACUUGAAUAUCAGGUUUCAUGAAGCUUGUGUCACAAAUGUGUUUAUCUAUGGAGAAGGUCAGUUACAGCUUGAAGAUCGUGUGGUCUUUUGCUAUAAAAAUGCGUUGUUGGUCGGUGAGAUUAUGGAUAGGGAUUUGUACUCAUAUGGGGGUUCGUAUUGCAUGCAGAUGUUAAUCAUUAUUGAAAUUGAUGGGCUUCCUUGAUAAUGGGUUUUUUCUGAGUGAGAGAGUCUGGAGAUACAGUUGGGAUUUUUUUGAGAGUGAGAGUGGGUACACAUUACUGGUGUUUUGAGGCAGCGUGAGUAAGUGUGGUUGGUGUUUUGAGUGAGACAGAGGAGGUAGAUAUGGCUGGACUUUUAAGUGA
Electrophorus electricus (electric eel) is the source of this 1870-nucleotide messenger RNA. RefSeq lists its product as uncharacterized. The record is from RefSeq and is a predicted model, not a curated record. Lineage: Eukaryota; Metazoa; Chordata; Actinopteri; Gymnotiformes; Gymnotidae.